Pieris macdunnoughi is the source of this 888-nucleotide messenger RNA. The record is from the annotation of a GenBank genome assembly. NCBI's taxonomy places the organism in Eukaryota, Metazoa, Arthropoda, Insecta, Lepidoptera, Pieridae.
AUGUCCUGUCGUAAUGCCUCACAUGCUGGUAGCUGGUACACAGAAAAUGGGUCUGAAUUAUCGAGACAAUUAGAUCUAUGGCUGUCGAAAGCUGAUCUUACUCAUGGACCGGCGCGUGCGAUUAUUGCCCCACAUGCCGGCUACUCGUAUUGCGGCGCCUGCGCAGCAUUCGCUUAUAGACAAAUUAGCCCAGUGGUGGUAAAACGUAUCUUUAUACUGGGUCCUUCGCAUCAUGUCAGACUUGGAGGCUGUGCGCUUUCAUCUCUAGAUAAAUAUGCUACACCGCUGUAUGAUCUCACCAUAGAUAAGCAGAUAUACGCCGAGCUAGAAGCAACAAGGCAGUUCCAAAGAAUGGAUGUGACCACUGAUGAAGAUGAGCACUCCAUAGAAAUGCAUUUGCCUUACAUAGCUAAAGUUAUGGAGGAGUACCAAACCAGUUUUACUAUUAUACCAAUCUUGGUGGGGUCGCUUACUCCAGAGAAAGAGGCGAAAUACGGCUCCAUUUUAGCCCCAUACCUCGCAGAUCCCCAGAACUUGGUGGUUAUAUCCUCGGACUUUUGCCAUUGGGGGUCGCGGUUUCGUUACACAUGGCGUGAUAACGCACGUGGGAAUAUAUAUCAGAGCAUUGAGUGGCUGGAUAAACAGGGUAUGGAUUUAAUAGAGAAAAUGGAUCCAGCAUCAUUCACAGCGUAUCUUAAUAAAUAUGGCAACACUAUUUGUGGGAGACAUCCGAUCGGUGUUUUGUUACAGGCAAUUGCUAAGCUUCAAAGUCAACCCAGUUGCCCAAAAAUGUCCAUGCAAUUUCUCAAAUAUGCUCAAUCCUCGCAAUGUAUGACAAUGCAGGACUCCUCCGUUUCUUACGCUAGCGCUUCCUUAGUAUUUGAAUAA